UUAUUUGACAUAGCAGGAACUCCAGUAGUAGUCAGGCGUGCAUGCUGCGCCAUAUUUGAAAAAGACACGUACAUGUUUGCGCCAAUUUAAGCUGGGCACUCGCCGAGAACAGGAUCAGAAUAGGUUGCGAAGUGCUGGCGGUCAAAAGGGCAAUCAUAAAAGCUUAGGCAGGCGUCAGCGGAAUCUCAACAAACAAAUCACAAUAAAUUCAAAUCGUGAGAACAUCAGUAGGUAAGUGGUGGACACGUACGCCGACGCUAAGAUAGUUGAAGAAGCGUCUGACGUGUCCAAACAACAUAGCGCUUAUCGUUCGCUUGCUCUUCGUAUAAAAAGCUGAUCGGGAUUCUCGGCCACAAGCAUAAGUCAUUCAACCAUCGAAAUGAGUGCCACCUUUCCCAGUUUUGCGGACAUCUCCUCCAAGUUCUCCGAGAGCACUCUCGAUGAGAUUAUCAAGAAUGCCGGCGGCACACGACACACCUCCUACAAGUUUGGACCAAGCGGCAAGAAGGGCGACGCCUACCUGAGCCGUGUCUUCCGGAUCACCAUUUACGGCGUGAAGGAGGGAGCCGCGGACCAGAAGACCGAACAGCUGGAAGUUAGUGUCAUCGUGAAGGCCAUGCCAGACAAUCUCCACCGGCGACGACUGUUCCGCUCUGUGAUUUUCUUCCGCAACGAGAUCCACUUUUACACAAAGGUUAUCCCAGCCAUCGAGGCGUUCCAAAAGUCGCGGAAGCCCGCUCCGCAGAAACCCUUUGUGGAGUUCCCAAAGUGCCUGGCAUAUGUUUGCGACGGGGUCAACGAUUUCAUCGCCCUGGAGGAUGUGGGUCCCAGAGGCUACAAGGCGCCAGCUCGCCAAGACUACAUUUCCCUGGAUGAUGCCCUGCUGACGAUGCGCACUCUGGGACGUUUCCAUGGCGUCGCCCUGGCCUUCAAUUCCCUGGAUCCGGAGAACUUUGAGAAGGCUGCUGCAUCUCUGGAGGAGACCUACUAUGGCGAGCACACCCGGGAGUGGUAUACGGGAUUCCUUCUGCUGGCCGAGAACGUGGCCAAGGAUGCCAUUAAGCAGAUCUACCCGAACAGCAAAUAUGAGACAGUGGCCGGCAACUUCCUCCAGCCAAACCUCUUCGACGACCUAGUGAGCCUCGUGUCGACUCGCUCCAAGCUUAGUGUUUUCGGUCACGGCGACUGCUGGACGCCCAAUUUCCUGACCAAGUACGGCGAGCAGGGAGAAUCGCAGGAGAUCAUCAUCAUCGACUUCCAGUUGGCGAGGUGCUCGUCCCUCGCUCUUGACCUGAGCUUCUUUGUUUACUCGUGCACUAGCCAGGAACUGCGAGAGCGUCACUAUGAUGAGCUAUUGCGUGCGUAUCUGGAGAGCGCUCAGGCGCUGAUCAGGGAUCUGGGCGGCGAUGCGGAGGCUGUCAUUUCAUGGGAAUCCCUGCAGGAGGAGCUAAAGAACUUUGGUCGCUUCGGCUGCGGCAUGGGCAUUGAGUCGCUCCCUAUGACUAUGAUAGAGGAUGAUGAAGUGGCCGACUUGGACGGCAUCCAGGAGAACGCGAUCCUUACCGACGUCUGGAACAUCACUCCUUUCAAGGAGCCAGCCAAGCAACAGCGCCUGGCCGAUAUCUUCAAGCACGCUAUCGAUCAGGGCUAUAUAAGGUGAUUCCUCUAGCCUCGCACCGCGAUCCAAUCGAAUUCAAAAGCCUAUAGUAUAAAAGUGCUCAUGAAAGCAAUUAAAAAGAUUAUUCAAUAAAGUUUUUACCUAUUUCUUGAAA
This is a messenger RNA of Drosophila ananassae, 1772 nucleotides long. RefSeq lists its product as uncharacterized. The record is from RefSeq and is a predicted model, not a curated record. The coding region runs from base 380 to 1660 and encodes 426 amino acids. NCBI's taxonomy places the organism in Eukaryota, Metazoa, Arthropoda, Insecta, Diptera, Drosophilidae. The transcript has 3 exons.